AUGCCUAAAUCUUACGAAGAAGAAGAGGGUCAAAUUGAAAAGGCCUUAGAAGCUUAUAGUUCUGGUAGAAAUCGGAAUCUAUCUGCAUUGGCGCGCGAUUAUGGCGUAUCCUACUCGCGCCUACGGCGCAGAGCUAAUGGGAUCUCUUCGAAACUUGGCAACAAGAACCGCCCACGACUGCUUACUGAGGCCCAAGAAGCUGCAAUUGUAAGGGUAAUCGAUAGCUUACGCCGGUACAAUAUCAAAUUGAACGGUAGAGAUAUCGAGGACUAUGCAAAUCUACUACUUUGGCGCCAGUACGAAAGGGACCAUCCCGAGGCUACCUUACCAAAGACCACUGCAGUCCUUCCACGAUUGGCUAAGGCCAAAAACCGUCCCCCUGGUCUAAAACUAGUUAAUCACCAAUGGGCCUAUUCGUUUAUUAAGCGAGUAGAUCCUAAUUUGGUACCGGUCGCUGAUGAGCAGAUCUCAUCGGAACGUGCGCGUAUUACUGCUGCCGAAAUGCAACAUUGGUUUGACGGACUCGAACCAGUGAUUCGGCAGGUAAAGCACUAUAAUAUAUUCAAUUUCGAUGAGACUGGCUUUAUAUUAGGCCAACAAGCCUCUCGAUCUCACUCAAUUGGGCGUAAAGGGGCUAGACAGGCACGAUCAGAGAAGGCGGAUACUCGAGAGAUGCUUACUUCAAUUGAGUGUAUAUCGGCUGACGGUCGAGUAAUACCACCCUUCUUUAUCUUUGAAGGCUCUGUGGUUCUCGAGAGAUGGUUUGAUGAGCCAUUGCCUAACGAUUGGGUAAUCUCCGUGUCCCCUACUGGCUAUGUGAACUCGGAAUUGGCAUUCGAAUGGCUUCAACACUUUGAUGAACACACUAUAAAUCGCGUUGAAAAGGAUGAGCCACGCUUACUACUAUUUGAUGGGCAUACUGCGCACUUAACAGCCGAAUUCUUCGAGUACUGCGCACAGGCCCGAAUCCUUCCGUUCUGCUUCAUUUCUCACGCCACACAUCUCUUACAACCUCUUGACGGCGAUGCAUUUCUUACGUAUAAGACCUACUUCCGCAACUGGAACCCGGUCUUCUUACGGGGGAUACGUGAGAUUCGCGAUGAGACCUUCACACCUCAUAUCAUUCGCGGAAGCUUUAGAAAGCGAUGGAUCUAUCCAUUUAACCCAGAAUUAAUAGUUAAACCCCUUACCGACCGGGAGGAAGACGAAUUUAUACCGCUCCAAGGCUUUGACCAGGUUGAUGGGGACGAUGCGCAUGGUAUUAAUCGUACCCGUGAGCGUACCCGCUCAUCCCAAUCACCUACACUCUCUUCAAGUUCAAUUGAGUUACCAAACACCCCUCGGAGUGUAAAGAAGAGCUUUACCAAGCUACAAAGAGUAAUUAAGAGUCCUUUGGGUGCCGAAAGUGAGAGAAAAGAGAAGGUUAUCCGGCGAAUUGAGCGCCUCGAACGCUUUACUAUCACCGAAUUCGAAGAGAGUAUUAUCAAAGACUCGGUGAUUUCGAAGUAUAAAAGUGUACAAACCGAAUUCACAAGCACCAACAAGUCGAGGCGUCAGAUUACUAAGGUUAAGGUCCUUACACCGCGCGAUGCAAAUAGAAGGAUGGUUGAACGGUCGGAAAAAGAGAACCAGGCGUGGGUACGGCGGGUACGUAGGGAAAAUGCUCGGAAGGCCGAAAUUGAUAGGAAAAUCGCUGAGGCAGAGGCUAAAGCGGCAUUUGACGGAAGUAUCGAUAGUAUGUUCGAGCCCUUUGGUAUUUUCAGGGUGGAUACUGAAGGGGACAGCUCGUUGAUGGUGUAA
This is a messenger RNA of Penicillium cataractarum, 1800 nucleotides long. RefSeq lists its product as uncharacterized. The record is from RefSeq and is a predicted model, not a curated record. NCBI's taxonomy places the organism in Eukaryota, Fungi, Ascomycota, Eurotiomycetes, Eurotiales, Aspergillaceae. Gene Ontology annotation, cellular component: nucleus. The coding region runs from base 1 to 1800 and encodes 599 amino acids. Gene Ontology annotation, molecular function: DNA binding. The transcript has 3 exons.